UCCUAUUCAAAUUUUCAAAUCGAAGUCGCUCUGAUGACGAUUGUCACUUCCAGAGAUGUUCAAGAGAUUGUCUCUAAGCUCUCAUCCGACAAAGCCAAAACUCGAGAAGAAGGGAUUAAAUUGUUGAAUUCCUGGUUAGAAGGGGAGAGAUCAAUCAGUUUUUGUAAAUUUCUCGCACAGAACACCGCAAUGCUAAAAUCUAAUCAGGUUCCUAACUCUGAAACAUGGCCAUUUCUAAUUCCAUUACUUGUUCACUGUGUAUCUCUGGAGAUAUCUUCAAGCAAGAAGCGGUUGCCAAAGUUGAUAUUUGCAAAAACUCUCCGCAUUGUAGUGCAACGUGCAGAAGAUGCAAAGUUUUCGGGAAAGACGUUGCUUUUGUUGCCCGUGGUUAAAUCUCUUUUUAGUCAUAUCUGGGAUGUGUUGAGGGAUGUUCCUAGCUUUCAAUCUGAAUAUGGAAUAAUUCUACGACAUCUUUUAGCCAUCAAAGACUAUCGUUUUCACAUGAGGAAGCGGUUCUAUAGCGCUCUUGUGCUUCUAUACAUGGAAAAGGUGGAGACGAGCUUGAGUGCUAAGAGCAGUAGUCAAUAUAAUCCAAAGGAGGAAGUCUUUCGCUGCAUCCUGACGCUCCAUUCGCUUCUGGAAAAUCCUCCAGGGGACUUUUCUGAUAGUCUAAGAGAGGAAAUUGUUAAGGGACUUGUUAGCAUUUUCUCUUUUGUAAGGGAUGAGGGGAAGAUUUCUCGCAAGCUAAUUGAGUGCAUUAACACAUACUUGUUUAAGGAUGGUCCUAAUUUGGGCUGCCAGUCACUGGAGAUCCAUAAUGCUGUGCAACAGUUUGUGUUCCGUUAUUGGCUUACGACCCAUGAUCGGGGUCUGAAGGAUGCACUAAUUCUUUAUGCAAGGUUACAGCUAAAUCUAGUUAGAGAUGCUGCUGAUGGGAGCGCUCUGGUAGAACAACUUUUGGAUGUAAUUGUUAAGGAACUGGAUCAAAGCAAUACCAGUACUGGGGUUCUCUGGAGUGACUCAAUGAAGGAUGAUAAGCUUGGAACUUUGACAAGCUCUCAAUGUGGUUUAGUGGAGCUUGUAGCACUUGUCUUAUAUCGGGCUUGUGUCAAUAUGUGUAAAGCACCAUCAGCUCAUAAACGAGUCAGAAGGGAGCAUGCUGCUGUGCUUUUAAGGGAGGAGCUCAUGAAAGGAAAAUGGUUUUGGAAUGCUGCCUUUUGUUGCCUCACCCAUCAUUACCAUGCCCGCAUUAGUAAGGAUCUUUUUGUAUUCUGGUUUGAAGGAAUAUGUGCAAGUUUCCCGAGAAUUUCAAACGAUGCGAAUAUGGGACAUGCUUAUGAAGGUUUUCUGUGGACAUUACGGAGUCUGCAAGAGCUCUCUUCUGUUCUGUUGCUUCCAGUUUCAGAGGUGAGGAAUUCACGGAGCUCAUCUUUCACCUCAAAUGAGUUCAACAGUGGUUGGCAUUCAAUAUGGAGCUCCAUAAUGCACAGCUUACCUAUAUUCAGUAAUGUCACACCAGUUGCAGACGUUGCUUUCAUGCUCCUUGGAAACAUAAUUUCUAGUGACUUAGUAAAUGUAUCUGUUGUACCAAGAGAUGUGUGGGAUCUUCAAAUAUUUAAACGUUUGCCUUCAAUGUCUGUUCUGUACUUCAUUUCAUGUUAUUUUUCAGGCAGAGGUUCUCAAGGUGAUAUUCGAGACAACUUACUUCUCAGACAAAGCCUUUUGAGAGCAGUUUUUGGUUUAAUUAACACGAAGGAGGCUUUCCGAUUGAAUGAGGACAUGGUGGUCUUGUUUCCAGCAGCUGUUUAUGCGCUUUGUGUUGGUUGUGCUAUUUUUCCUAAUUAUUUUAAAGGACUUUCAUCAUCACAUAUUUUUGCAGAUUUUUUUGAAACUGUUGGUGAGUGGGUUAAGACAGAAGAAUGUGAGCAUGAAAGGGUGCGGGAACUUUUUGAAUGCUCUGUGGAAGUCCUUGCAGAAAUUGAACUGGAACCUAGUGUUGAGGUUGUACAAUCCAAAUGGCAUCAUAGAGUGCGUCUUCCUCGACAAUUAAGAAAUCCUCUGCUGCAUGAGAUGAAUACUUGUCUUCUUGCAGCUGUGGUGGAUCUGGAGAUCGAAAAAACACUUCUGCCAGAUUUCUUCUUUGUGUGUGCUCUCUUGUCUAAUUUCAUGCACAGUGCUAUUUUAAUGAGGCUAAGAGAGGACCUUUCGUCAUUCCUUGACAAAAUAGGCCAUCACAUUUUAAAAUUUCUGGAUCAUGCUGUUUUUGUAAUUGAAGAAAACAUAAAUGAUGUUCGAACUCAUGGUAGUUGCUUGAGCUUGAACUCUAUUUUUGAUGGAACGGGCUCUCUCAUAGCUUCUUUUAGAAGCUUUGUUUCUUCUCCUCUUUUUGCUAAAUGGAGCGAUCAAGAUGUUAUAGAUGUUGCCCUCUAUAGUGCAAUAAGUUGUUCCAUUGAGAAGUUUCUAAGGGCUCUCGCUAAAUUAUAUGAAGAAUGUUCUGAUUGUGAAAGGAAUAAUGAGUCUAAGGUAAAUCUUAUGGAUUUGUCUGAUUCUAGCACUCCUAUACAGAAUUCCAACAGGUUGGAUGGCAGAAGUAGGAUUAUGGACAUGGAGUUGGAUAUCACUGAGGAUUCUAAAGAUGUGGAUAUUUUAACCAUUGGGGGUCGAAUUGCCACUGGUGUUUCUUUCGUUGCAAUGAAGUGGAAGUUGGACACAAUAUCAUUAAUUUCAUACUUUUUCUCAGUUGUACCUGUUGUUACAUGGGAAAUCUUGUUUGACCUGAUGGAGAAAGAAUGCGAUCCUGAGGUGCGUGAAGAUAUCUUAUUCACUCUCUGUCAGCAUCCUCAUUGGUCCUCUAAUACAAAGCUUAUGGACUUGAUUAUCUCAAUGGAUAAGAUGAUUGAGAUGCGAGUGAGCCUUAGGCUUCACUCUUCUAAUAUAAUUGCUGCUAUCUGUGGUUUGCUUGGAAGUCUUUUAUCCUUGAAUGGUGUUCGAAAGGGUAAAUUUGUCGGUCUACCUUUGAGAGAAAGAGCAUCAGCACAGAGUCUAACAUCUCUUGGUGAUCUGGUGAACAAAUUUGCUGAGUUUGAUCUUGAUUGGCCCAGACGUGUUAAGCUGAUUGAUUGCAUAUGCAACUUUGUUGUACUUAGUCCUGAAAUUGGUCAGAUAAUGAUUGAAAGGCUGCUUAUGUUGCUGAGGGAUCCUGAUUACAGAGUUAGGUUCUUCCUGGCCAGACGAAUUGGUGUGCUUUUCCAAACGUGGGAUGGUCAUAAUGAGCUUUUCCAAGAUAUUUGCUCCAAUUUUUGCACUAAGCUGGUUGUUUGCUCCAAAGACAAGAUUGUUACUUCCAAGGAGGUUUUAGCUGCUGGUCCUCAGCCUCGUCCAAUGAUGGAAACAAUUAUUAUUACCCUUAUGUAUCUUGCGGCUUACAGUGAGGCAUUAGAGUGGGAGGCUGUUUUCAUGUUGUGUGUUAUUUCAGCCAUUGAUCCUUGCCAAAGGGAUUUGGUCGGUGCUGUUCUUGAUAACCUAUCAAAACAACUCCAGUAUGCAACCAGGUCAAAGUAUUUGGAGGAAUUUAUGGGAUCAAUACUCUUUAGUUGGGUUGCUUGCGGUGUAAGCCUUGCUGCCCUUGUUGAGAUAAGAGAUCUUUUUGUUUUGAGUGCGGAACCAAGUAAUUUCAUGCAGUAUUGUUGCUUUUGGCUUCUUCCUGCACUAAUUCUGCAUGAGGACACUUCCAAUCUAAAAUGGGUUGCUAUGGUUGCUUCUCAUCCUUUGGCAGUAUUGGUUAGAAAUCAGUUUGUGCCAAUCUUUUCAAUUUGUAUGGCAUUGCAUUGUGGUAAGAAGCCUGGCUGGGAAAAGGGCAUGGCCGUGCUUCAGAGUACAAUUUUGUAUAUCGCUGAGAUAUCUGAAAAUGAAAGAGAUAUACUUAUAAAGAAACAUAUGGUUUCUAUUGUUGGCCACAUUUUAUCUCUAACUUCUUCUUCAUCAAACCCUGUCCCGCCUUCCUUUUCCAAGGAUACAGUUAUGCUUGCGAUCCAAACGGUUGUUGAUGGAUUCUUGGAGAUGGAGGUUUGUCCUACAAGUGUUGGUGUUGUGGACAAGAUUAACAUUUUUCGCCUAGAUAGAGUGUUUAUGUUUAUGGUGGAAUUGCAUUACAAAGUUGAAGCAGCAGUUCAUCAUAGGCACAAAUGUCAUCGGCUAGCUGGAAUAGAGGUGCUUGUCAAUGUUCUUGGGCAUAGAGCUGCUGUGUCUAGCACUUCAAAUUAUAUUUUCAACUUGGUUGGGCAGUUCAUUGGUUGUCAUGCUUUAGAAAACCAGUGUUGUCAUAUCAUUUCCACAUUGCUCAAAAUUUUCGAAGAUAAUCCAUCCAAGGAAAUUUCUGGUGUGCUUGGUGAACAACUUCAGUUUUUUGUAUCAAAAUUGGUUGCUUGUUGCAUUCCUUCUGAAGCCAACGGAGAACUUGUUGGGACUCGAUCAUCUCAAGUUGUAUCACUGCUUCGCAAUUUGACUGUGGAUUCUGAUCCAUCUUUGCAUGACUUCAUCAAAGAAUUGGAACCUUUCCCUGAAUUGGAUAUCUUUGAUCCAAUACGAAAGUUCCAUCAGGAAUUAUGCCAAGCCUACUCUCCAAGAGACCAUUUUUUGAAGUUUGUGAAGAGAUCUUGCAACCUUCCACCAAGAUUGCUUUUAUGGAGUCUUCAAGCCUUACACAAGAAACUACUGAUGGGGGAAAUUUUUCAGCAGGAAGAUGAAGGGGAUGGUGUGGGAUAUUCAUCUUGGCACUGUGACGAUGAACUUGUGCAAGCUGUCUGGACGCUAGUACGUUCGCGUGGUUCUGUUGAUGCUAGUAGUGUUAGAGCACUUGUGUCUGAUUUUAUUUCUAUGGCUGGUAUUGGAGACCCGCAUUGUGUCGUUUUUCAUCUGCCUGGGGACUCUGGACAUGCACAUGUUUGCCAAUCGAUUAAUCGUGACAGUGCUAUGGAGAUAAAUUUUCAAAUGGAUAGUGGCAUCUCUGAUGAACUUUUGAUUGCACUUGUUAGGCUUUUGAAGAAGUAUCUGAUGGAUGAAUCUGUGAAGAUAAUUGAAAUGGCAUCACAAGCUAUUCGGGGAAUACUUUCAACUGAAAGGGGUCAGAAAGUGUUAAUGUCAUUUGAUUACUAUGAGAAGUCUCUUAUUGAGGUUCACGCCAAGGGUGUUAAUGUCAAUCUGGUGGAGAAGUUACUGAUCGAGUUAGAAAGAAAGUUUAAUGCUGAAGUGAUUUCGUUGGAGAUGUCUAAUAUAUGGAAGACACAGGGCAAAACUUUUGAGAGUUGGAUUUGUCCACUUGUUUACUCACUUAUUGGUUAUUGUGAUGAUACAAUUCUAAGAUUAUGCCAAGAUAUUGUGUUACUGAAAGCUGAAGUUGCCGAGCUUCUGUUACCAAAUGUUAUUGUCAAUCUAGCAGGAAGGAAGGAUUUGACGGUUGACCUCUGUGGAUUAAUCUCUUUGCAGGCGCAGGAAAAUGUCUUUAUAGAGUCCAACAAGUUGAUUAAAUCAAUUCAGGUUAUGUUGGAUGCACUUAAUGAGCUUUGUCUAUGUCAUGUUAUGGAAAGGAGUUCAAGGUUUUCCAAGCCUUCUAGUUAUAGCAUAAAAUCACGCUCAACCUCUGCAAAGGCUAAACAUUCAGCAGCUGUAUCAAGUGCAAUGGCAAUGUGUACAUCAUCUUGGGAAAAGGUUUACUGGCUUUCCAUCGAUUAUCUUGUUGUUGCUAAGUCAGCAAUUAGUUGUGGUUCAUACUUCACUUCUGUAAUGUAUGUGGAACACUGGUGUGAAAAGCAUUUCAACAGCCUGAAGCUGGGAACCCCUGAUUUUUCUCAUCUUGAAACAAUACCGCAACACAUUGAAAUACUACUCUCUGCAAUCACACAAAUCAAUGAACCUGACAGCUUAUAUGGCAUAAUUCAAUCACACAAGUUGAGCUCUCAAAUUACUACCUUUGAACAUGAGGGAAAUUGGAGCAAGGCUCUCGAGUAUUAUGACUUGCAAGUAAGGUCAGAAGCAGCAGAACAAAUUGAUGGCUAUUCCAGGAACAUUUCACUUGAGUGUUCUCAACCAGCCACCCAUCCAUCCUUAUCUAAAUCCGAAGAUGUCAAGAGACGAAGGAAACCUUACAAGGGGCUGAUAAGAUCUUUGCAGCAAAUUGGUUGUACUCAUGUGCUGGAUCUGUAUUGCCAGGGAUUGACUUCUCGAGAAGGUCAUUUUCAACAUGAUUUAGAAUUUACAGAGCUGCAGUAUGAGACUGCUUGGCGCACAGGAAACUGGGAUUUUUCUACUCUCUGCAUCGGUGGGAAUUUUCCUUCCUCAAGUGAGCACAUUAAGAGUGAUCAUUUCAAUGAAAAUUUGCACUGUUGUUUAAGGUCAUUACAGGAAGGGGACUUCAAUGAAUUUAAUGCGAGACUAAAAGAUUCAAAGCAGGAGCUGGUGAUGUCCGUCCAUCGUGCAAGUGAGGAGAGUACUGAAUACAUCUACUCAACAAUAGUUAAACUUCAGAUUUUUCAUCAUCUUGGCAUGGCUUGGGAUUUACGUUGGGUGGCACCCCCCUGUGAAAAUUUGAAGUCCUUUCUGGAGACCCAAAAAGUUAUUACUGAGCCCAUCAUCCCUACCAUAGACCAGUUAUCAUGGCUGAAUGUGGAUUGGAGGCGCAUUUUGAGGCGAACACAGCUACAUAUGAAUUUGUUAGAACCAUUUAUAGCAUUCAGGAGAGUUCUGCUUCAGGUUUUGGGUUGCAAGGACUGUAUACUGCAACAUCUUUUACAAUCUGCAUCUACGCUUCGCAAGGGUUCUAGGUAUUCUCAAGCUGCUGCAGCUUUGCAUGACUUUAAGUUCCUUUAUAAUGGGAUGGAAGGGAAACACCCAACCUCAUAUGUUCUUGGAAGGCUGGAAGAAGCUAAGCUUUUGCGUGCACAAGGUCAGCAUGAGAUGGCCAUCAACCUUGCAAAAUAUAUCUCAAAAAAUUACCCUUUGAAUGAAGAAGCUUCAAAUGUAUAUCGCUUGGUUGGGAAGUGGCUGGCAGAGAAUCGAUCUAGCAACUCAAGAACUAUUUUAGAGAAAUACUUAAAACAUGCUGUUUCAAUUGCUGAGGAUCAUAAGACUACAGACAAGAAUUCCAUCACAAGACAGAGUCAAAUGCAAUUCCAUCUUGCGCAUUAUGCAGAUGCUUUAUUUAGGAGUUAUGAGGAAAGACUCUCCUCUAAUGAAUGGCAAGCAGCAAUGCGAUUAAGGAAACACAAGACAAUGGAGUUGGAAGCCCUUAUUAGACGACUAAAAGGUUCCACAAAGGGGGAAAAGACAGACUAUUCAGUUAAGAUACAAGAGUUGCAAAAGCAACUUGCAAUGGACAAAGAAGAGGCAGAAAGAUUGCAGGAUGACAGAGACAAUUUCCUAAGCCUAUCAUUGGAGGGAUAUAAGCGUUGUUUGGUCUUAGGUGACAAAUAUGAUGUACGAGUGGUUUUUCGGAUAGUGUCCUUGUGGUUCGGCCUGUCAUCCAGGCAAAUUGUUGUUAAUAGCAUGCUUGACAUAAUCAAUGAGGUUCAAUCUUACAAAUUUAUACCACUAGUAUACCAAAUUGCGUCAAGGAUGGGGAGCUCAAAAGAUGGUCAGGGACCACUUAAUUUUCAGUUUGCUCUUGUUUCCCUUGUGAGGAAAAUGGCCAUUGACCAUCCAUACCACACUAUCUUUCAGCUUCUUGCUUUGGCAAAUGGUGACCGUAUCAAGGACAAGCAGCGUAGUAGAAACUCAUUUGUAGUGGAUAUGGAUAAAAAGCUUGCAGCAGAGAACCUACUAAAGGAGUUAUCUUCAUACCAUGGAGCCACAAUCAGACAGAUGAAACAAAUGGUGGAGAUUUACAUCAAACUUGCUGAACUUGAAACAAAGCGAGAGGAUACCAAUAAAAGAAUAUUGCUUCCCAGAGAAAUCCGCAGUAUUCGACAACUUGAACUAGUACCUGUAGUGACAUCCACCUUUCCAGUUGACCGUAGUUGUCAAUAUCAUGAAGGCUCUUUCCCACAUUUCAAGGGAUUAGCAGACUCAGUGAUGGUAAUGAAUGGCAUAAAUGCUCCUAAAGUGGUUGAAUGCCAAGGUUCUGAUGGCCACAAGUAUCGGCAACUAGCAAAAUCUGGGAACGAUGACCUAAGACAAGAUGCUGUCAUGGAACAAUUUUUUGGUUUAGUUAAUACAUUCUUACAAAACCAUCGAGAUACAUGGAAAAGGAGAUUAGGAAUACGUACCUACAAGGUUGUUCCUUUUACGCCAAGUGCCGGUGUCCUUGAAUGGGUUGAUGGCACUCUUCCCCUUGGUGAAUAUCUUAUAGGAAGCAUGAGGAAUGGAGGUGCCCACGGACGUUAUGGAAAAGAAGACUGGUCAUUUCUCAAAUGCCGGGAACAUAUGACAAAUGCGAAAGACAAGCGCAAGGCAUUUGAAGAAGUCUGUGAGAACUUCAGACCUGUCAUGCAUUACUUUUUCUUGGAAAGAUUUUUAAUGCCAGCUAAUUGGUUCGAGAAGAGACUUGCCUACACAAGAAGUGUGGCAGCUAGUUCAAUGGUGGGUUACAUUGUCGGGCUUGGAGAUCGGCAUUCUAUGAACAUCCUGAUUGAUCAAGCAACUGCAGAAGUUGUUCAUAUAGAUCUUGGUGUUGCCUUUGAACAAGGCCUAAUGCUCAAAACACCAGAACGGGUUCCAUUUAGGCUGACAAGAGACAUCAUAGAUGGUAUGGGAGUUACCGGAAUGGAAGGAGUUUUCAGAAGAUGCUGCGAGGAAACUCUCUAUGUUAUGCGAAUGAAUAAAGAAGCACUGUUAACCAUUGUUGAAGUUUUCAUCCAUGAUCCAUUGUAUAAGUGGGCUCUAUCCCCUCUGAAGGCAUUGCAGCGUCAAAAGGAAAUAGACGAGGACUUUGAGACGAGCUUAGAAGACUCACAAGAUGAAUAUGAAGGUAACAAGGAUGCUACACGUGCACUGAUGCGCGUUAAGCAAAAAUUAGACGGAUAUGAAGAGGGGGAAAUGAGAAGUGUUCAUGGACAGGUUCAACAGCUCAUACAAGAUGCAAUUGAUCCGGACCGGUUGUGUCAAAUGUUUCCUGGAUGGGGAGCUUGGUUGUGAUACAAUUGCUCCUGUCCCAGCUCCUUUGGCACCCAAUUCAUGUUGUAUAGGCGGAUUUUUGUUUUGCAUUUUCGCUCUUAUGUAGAUUAACUGAGGCUAUGUAUUGGGUGUAGUUGUUAUCUCCCUGUAUAUAUUGGUGCUCUUUUAUGUAUACAGGCCCAUAUAAAGAGGGAAGCCCUCGCUCAAUUAGCAUUCAUCUGUAAUUGCAUUUAUUCUCC
This is a messenger RNA of Malania oleifera, 9344 nucleotides long. RefSeq names its product serine/threonine-protein kinase ATM. Lineage: Eukaryota; Viridiplantae; Streptophyta; Magnoliopsida; Santalales; Ximeniaceae. The record is from RefSeq and is a predicted model, not a curated record. The coding region runs from base 34 to 9126 and encodes 3030 amino acids. Gene Ontology annotation, molecular function: protein binding; protein serine/threonine kinase activity. Gene Ontology annotation, biological process: DNA repair. The transcript has 79 exons.